ACUGCAGACAUAUUACAGGAGAAGAUCAGAGACUGCAGAAAUACUACAGGCGAUGGUUAGAGACUGCAGACAUACUACAAGAGAAGAUCAGAGACUGCAGAAAUACUACAGGAGAUGGUCAGAGACUGCAUAAAUACUACAGGAGAUGGUCAGAGACUGCUCACAUACUACAAGAGAAGAUCAGAGACUGCAGAAAUACUACAGGAGAUUAUCCUAGACUGCAGACAUACUACAGGAGAAGAUCAGAGACUGCAUAAAUGCUACAUGAGAGGAUUAGAGACUGCAGACAUAUUGCAGAAGAUGAUCAGACACUGCACU
Staurois parvus is the source of this 318-nucleotide messenger RNA. Lineage: Eukaryota; Metazoa; Chordata; Amphibia; Anura; Ranidae. The record is from the annotation of a GenBank genome assembly.